AGGGUUUGGUGGAAAACAUGGAGUCGGAUCUUUUCUUAAAUGAGUAGACUAGGGCUCCACCUGCCGUGUGAAUAUUAGAUCAUAAUGGUUUUGAAUCAAACGAGGCAUAUAUUCAAACUAAGUGUCUAGCUAUGGUCUAAAUCUCCCAACGGACGUCUUAAAAAACGGUCAAAGAAAUUUACAUUGAGGCAAUAAGAGAUAACACACGUAUAUUAUGCCUACUUGCACACCCUCCAAAAAUGUAGACGUUACACAUUGAAAUGAGCAAGAAAAAAAAUCCUCUUAUGUGGCAGACUGUGAUUAAGACCAAUCAGCGGCUCGUGCGGCUCAAGAUCAGAGGCGGUGAGAAGGUUACACAUGCGCGUUGGCUCGGCGCUGGGAUCUGCCGGACAAAUGAACACAGAUAGCAGCUCCAGCUUGUUUCUUUUUAUAUAAAAAUUAAUCUGUAUUCAGUUAUGAGCGGAACGUACUUGACUUUUUUUUUGUUGAGUAAAUAUAGGUAGGAGCUGGAUAUUGAAAUCGAUAUAGAGUGUUUUUGACUUCCGCCAGGACCUGUUGAUAGCCUCGACCAACGGCGCUGCAAUGGAGGUAUCUGAAAUAGAAGAAUGGCUUUGAAUUGAGAAAAGAGCAACUGAAAGAAACCAUGGAAAUCAUGGAUACUCGUGGUGCCUUGGAGGCGGUGGAGAGACUGCAAGCCAAGCUGAAAGAGAGGGGGGAGGCCCCCACGCAGGAGACGCUCUCCCUGCUCAAGACGCUGCUGCAGAGCCCUCUCUUCCAUCACAUACUCACCACACAGCAGCCAAAGAGAGCGCCCAGAGCCAAGGGGAGGCGAAUCUCCAAGUCUGUGUCCAUGAACAGCGGUGCAUGCGUUGGCCUGAAGGCGCUGUCUCACAGUGACUCUUACACCUGGGCCGUGGAGAACAGACGCUCCAGCACCGCCAAGUCUUUCCACCGGGAUGGAAGUCACUCCUCGCUGGACUCCCUGGACCUGCACUGCACAGACUUCUACCCCGAGGACUCCAUGCCCGCCGAGUCGCAGUUCUGCACCCCCCCGCGUAUUUCCAGAACAAUGUCUAUGGGGAGAAACCUGGCUGCCAUCGCCCAUGAGCGGCGUCACGUGGAGAUCAUAGAGCUGAACAACGACGGCAAGGGGCUGGGCUUCGGCAUCGUCGGCGGCAGGAGCACGGGGGUCAUGGUCAAGACCAUCCUCCCCGGGGGGGCCGCCGGCCAGGAUAAGCGUCUCUGCAGCGGCGACCAGAUCCUGCGGAUCGGAGACACUGACCUUCUGGGGAUGAACAGCGAGCAGGUGGCCCAGGUGCUGCGCAACGCUGGCAGCCAAGUGAAGCUGCUGAUCGCCAGAGACGACGCCAAGGAUAACCACCUCUCCUCCCCUGUCCUCAGCCCACGCGGGGCUGACGCCACGCUCAGUGACUCAGAGGAGGACUAUGAGUUCAGCGUGCAGUUCACUAAAAACUCUCUGGGACUGGGAUUCACCAUCACAAGCUACAUAGGCGACCUAAACGCAGUUUACAGUGCAGGUGUGACAGUGAAGAGCGUAGUGAAAGGCAGCACUGUGGACCAAGAUGGUCGCCUUCACAUCGGGGACAUCAUCCUUGAAGUGGACGGGGUGAGCCUCCAGGGUUGCAGUGAGCAGCGGGCCAUGGAGGUGCUCAGGAGGACAGGCCCCCUGGUCAGGCUGCGGCUGCUGAGGAAGGCGGUGCGUCUGAGCCAUAUCCUGCCUCCGGUUCCUCCCCUGCAGCCCCUCAGACACUCCCACAGCUUCAACGCUGGGAACCCGUACCGGGUGGCCCUCAGCAGGAUCCAGGAGCCAGCAGGGAUCCGUACUCUGAGUGAAAUCUCCCGGCGGGCCGCCUAUGCCAGCAGACGACCCAGACACGACUGGAGGAAUGGAGUCAAGCUCACGCCAGCCGAGGAGCAGGACCUGCAGAGGAGGUGGGAGCGGGCCGUCGGGCCUCGGUUUGAAGUUGUGGUGUGCCAGCUGCAGCGGUUCAGCGCCAGCAGCGGCCUGGGCCUGAGCCUGGAGGCGCGCGCCGGACACCACUACCUCUGCUCCGUCCUGCCCGAGGGGCCCGUGGGCCAGAGCGGCAGGGUCUUCACCGGAGACCGGAUCCUCGAGCUCAACGGUAUCCCGCUGAUCGGAGAGACGCACAAGGAGGUGGUGAGCAUCCUGAAGGAGCUGCCGCUGCAGAUCUGCCUGGUGGGCUCCCGUGUCCGGGCCCCUGUGGUCCCGGAGAGCAGCGAGGACGAGGAGGAUGAGUCCCAGCUCACCCUCAAGGAGCUGCUGGCUGAGUUCAACGACAAGUUGGACCACGGCUGUGUCCUCCCAUGUCCAACAGCCGAGGACAUCACCAAGCGGGGGGUGCCCCCCGUGUCGCCCCCCCUGGCCAUGUGGGAGAGACAAACCUACGUGGUGGAGCUGGAGAAAGGGGAGUCUGGGCUGGGCUUCAGCAUCCUGGACUACCAGGAUCCCGAGGACGCCACCAAGACGGUGCUGGUCAUCCGCUCGCUGGUGCCCGGGGGCGUGGCCGACCAGGACGGCAACCUGCUCCCCGGGGACCGGCUGAUGUGCGUGAACGACUCGGACCUGCAGGGCUCCAGCCUGGACUACGCCGUGCACGUCCUCAAGUCCACCAGCUACGGCCCCGUCCGCAUCGGCGUGGCCAAGCCACUGCCGUUGGAGCUGUGCGGUGGUCUGACGCCAAUCUCAGAGCGCAGCGCGCGUGCCUCCUACGAUGACGCUGACGGCCUCGUUCAGCUUAGCCUGCUAGCCGAGCUGACAGACGCUAACGCCAACGCCGGCCAUUCUGAGGAGAACCACAGCAGCAGCAGCCAGCUAGUCUACUCCAGAACGGAAAAGUUCCCCGCUCAGCACUCCGCCAUCAUGGACGACGGCGAUAAGCAGCAAGCCCCACCCCCCGUCCCCCACAACCGCCACCAGAGGACAAUCACUGUUGUCCGGGGCAACCAUAGCCUUGGGGUGUCAGUGGGUGCCCUGAAGGACGGUUCAGGUGUGCUGGUGCGCAGUGUGCUCCAGGACGGGUGUGUCGGCCGGGACGGCAGGCUGGAGGCCGGUGACGUCAUCCUGGCCAUCAACGGAGAGCAAACCAGCAACAUGACCAGCGCCAAGGCCCGGGCCCUGCUGCGCAGACACUCUGUGAUUGGACCGGAGAUACAGGUGACCUACGUCCCAGCCAGCCGGGUGGACGAGCACCGCGCCAGCCUGCACCUGCCUCCCCUGGCCUCCCUCGCUGCCCCCAGCCCCACGCCCACUCCUUCUCCAGAACCUCCACAACCACCCCCCGCCACGACCGGACCCCCGGGUCACCUGCAAACACAACUACCCCCCACCAGGACAGGGCCCCCCACCACGACCGGACCCCUGGGUCACCUGCAGACACAACCACCCCCCACCACGACUGAACCACCGGAUCCCCGGCAGACACGACCACCCCCCACCACGACGGGGCCCCCCACCACGACCAGACCCCCGGGUCACCUGCAGACACAAGCACCCCGCCACCAACCCGUCCUGUCACAAGCCUCCCGGGUCCCGGGUCCCACGCCAGGCGUGGACCUCUCAGCAGCCGGGGCAGCGGUCCCACUCAGAGCUAAAGUCAACAGCCCGUUCACCAAACCCGUACAGACCAUCAGCCCGGCCUCCGAUACAAGUUGGCAACCCCCCCGCUCCCCGCUCCUCAGGGACAGGAGAGGAGACAGGAGGGAUGGAGGGAUUGAGGAGCGAGGCCAGAACAAGGAGGAGAAGGAGGAGAAGGAGGAGCAGAGGAAGAGGAGGAAUGUACCGACCUUGUGGGUCAGCGCGGCGGUGGGCAGCAUCAAUGACGAAGAGGAGGAGGAGGAGGACGAAGAGGAACUGAACAACCCCAGAAUCCAGUCCUGGGGUCAGCCACGCAGCGUGGUGCUGCGGCGGGCGGGGGGCCGGUCCCUGGGCAUCAGCAUCACGGGGGGCCGAGGCAUGGGCAGCAGAGUCCCCGGUGGAGAGGUGAUGAGGGGGGUCUUCAUCAAGCACAUCAGCCCGGGCAGCCCCGCCGCACUCAACGGCACGCUGAGGACCGGAGACAGGAUCCUGGAGGUGUGUGGCGUGGACCUGAGGGACGUGAGCCACGAGGAGGCGGUGGAGGCCAUCCGUAAAGCAGGGGACUCGGUUGUGUUCCUGGUCCAGACCGGACAGGACAGAGCUCAGUCUCCGCUGCUCGGGAACCAUGAGAGACGAACCCCGACCCCACAGUCCAACUCACAGAGCACCAAGGACACAGAGAAUGUCAGUAAUAUCUUCCUUAGUUUAUCCCCCGCAAACCCCUUCACUCCUACCCCCUUCAAGGUACCGGCGCCAGCAACAGCCAAUAGGACGGAUCAGACAGGCUCCGCCUGCGUGGUGUCACCAACAGCCAAUAGGAGGGCCCAGAUGGGCCCCGUCCAUGUUGUGUCACCGGGAGCCAAUAGAAUGGACCAGACAAGCCCCGCCUCCGUCGUGUUACCAGCAGCCAAUAGGAUGGAGCAGACGGCCGUCAGGGCACUGAAGGAGGGUGCAGCAGAGGGCGAGGACGAAACCAGCAGGCGCAUGCUGCAGCGCUACGGCAGCCUGGCGGGCCGGCUCCUGAUGGUGGAGCUGGAGAAGGACCCCCGGGGGCCCGGCCUGGGGCUCAGCCUGGCGGGGAACGGGGACGGCUCACGGGCCCGCAUGAGCGUCUACGUGGCGGCAGUGGACCCCCGGGGGGCGGCCGGCGCCGACGGGAGAAUACGCCCCGGGGACGAGCUGCUGGAGAUCAACGGUCAGGUGCUGUACGGGCGUAGUCACCAGAACGCCUCCACCCUCAUCAAAAAUGCCCCCGCUAAAGUCCACAUCAUCCUGAUCAGAAACACAGCGGCACUGAGUCAGAUGGACUGUGGCGCCAAAGCAGAAGACCUAGGGGACGGCCACACACAGGCUUACAUCCCCGAACCUGGGGACCCAUAUAAGGACAUCCUUCACCUCGUACUUCCUCAGGAUCAUGUGUCUCUGGGCGUGUCCCUGGAGCAGGACCCCGCCCGGGGGGCCGUGCUCGUCAGCUCGCUGUCCCAGCACGGAGCCGCCGCAAAGGUAUGACGUCAUCAUCAUCAU
Molecule: messenger RNA, 5140 nt
Organism: Gadus macrocephalus (Pacific cod)
Lineage: Eukaryota; Metazoa; Chordata; Actinopteri; Gadiformes; Gadidae
Product: multiple PDZ domain protein
Exons: 31
Coding region: 644-5125 (1493 amino acids)
Molecular function (GO): protein binding
Source: RefSeq, a predicted model, not a curated record